Molecule: messenger RNA, 635 nt
Organism: Notothenia coriiceps (black rockcod)
Lineage: Eukaryota; Metazoa; Chordata; Actinopteri; Perciformes; Nototheniidae
Product: zinc finger FYVE domain-containing protein 9-like
Exons: 4
Coding region: 8-517 (169 amino acids)
Biological process (GO): endosomal transport; liver development
Cellular component (GO): early endosome membrane
Source: RefSeq, a predicted model, not a curated record
GCAGCUGAUGAAAGCCAUGAAUAAGUCCAACGAGCACGUGCUGGCCAUGGGGGCGUGUUUCAACGACCGGGCCGACUCUCACCUGGUGUGUGUCCAGAACGAUGACGGGAACUACCAGACGCAGGCCAUCAGCAUCCAUCACCAGCCCCGCAAAGUUACUGGAGCCUGCUUCUUUGUGUUCAGCGGUGCUUUGAAAGCCUCGUCUGGCUUCUUAGCCAAAACCAGCAUUGUUGAAGACGGUGUAAUGAUCCAGAUCACAGCGGAGACCAUGGACUCUCUACGGCAAGCCCUGAGGGACAUGAAGGACUUCAGCAUCACCUGUGGGAAAGCAGACCAGGAGGAGAACCAGGAGCUCGUCCACAUCCAGUGGACAGAGGACGACCACAACUUCAACAAGGGUGUCAUCAGUCCGAUCGAUGGGAAGUCCAUGGAGUCCAUCACCAGCGUCAAGAUCUUCCACGGCUCCGAGUUCAAGGCCAACGGAAAAGUCAUCCGCUGGACAGAGGUAACACACUGAGGCUCAUUUCACUGGUUCACCUGAUCUGUACCCAGAAGGACAAUCCUUCUUCCACUAGUUUGUCAUUAUCAACCAAAAGAUAUCAUGCCUCCGCCUCGAGAAUCUCUCAGUGAACUGA